AUGGUCGACACACGAUGUGUCAAUCCCGCAUAUCAGCUCGACGUAGAUGUGAUGGCGAUUGAGUAUGUGCUGUACAAGGCGAUCGAAGCACAACACCACUUAUUGAGAUCCCUCUACCGAAUCCAACGGAUGUCGAGCACAGCUAAUGACCUACAUAACGUGCAAGACGCUGCUGAAGCAGCACUUCGGCUCGUUGAGAUUUAUGACACGCUUGUCAAGCUUUUCAGCAACAACCACGGACUCGAUAAGCUAUCUGAAUGUACGAAGCUCGAUGCGGAUCUCCUGAGAUUUCUGACUCUUUUUAAUAUUUGGCUUCACCAGCAGAUAGAUGGAUUUGAAAUCGCAGCGCCACAAGUGUCGUCGGAGAUGAAGUUCAACUUGUUGUGCGACCAACUGAUUAACCAUUUUUUCCGUGUUCGCUGGCUCCGUACUCGAGAAGGGGGUGCUUCUCGAGGCGAUCUCCCGUCAGAAAGCGGUGGCAGCAACCAAAAGAGCAUACCACAGAACCCACAAUUGUGCUUGGCUCAUCACAUUCUGCCACAGUUUCUGCAUCUUUGCGAUCACUUACUGCCCUUCUUCAUGCACCUCUCGCACAAGAUACAGCCACCUGAAGCAAGACUGAGCGAGAAAUGGAUGGAAUUGGCAUGCAGUUUUAUGGUGCAGGGUGCAAUCGAAAUUCUCGACGCUCCCGAUCUGUUCAAGCAUGGGUCAGACGUCGCUAAAGUGGCGUUGGAAGAAUGUUUCGCCUGGGGUUAUGUCGUGAGAAAUAUAUAUGCUAAUAACCCCGCGCUUAUACAGCGAAUUUCGACUCAAUUGCAAGCGACAAUUCCAGAAGCUAUUGGCGAUCGUACAGAAGAUUUCACGCAGCGAAUACGACAUGUCAUGAGUUUAGAGGACGAUUGCUGGAAGAUGUUCUAUGAUGAUGGCACUAAUGGAGAAGGCCAUGAUACACUACGUUCCUCCAGAGAACUUUCACAGUGGACCACGAUGCGGCAGGAUGCACUUGAUGCGGUGCUCGCGACAUUUGCUGCCAUGCAGGAUGAAACUGAAUCUGAAGCUGAAGCUCAAGCACGAAGACCAGUACAAUACCUACGGAAGCACUAUCCUCUUUCUAAAUUUCUGGAUGAGGUCGCCAACUUCCUUGCUAUAUCGUGGCAAAAGCUGCAUAGACCAGAUUGGCACGGUAAGCCUGUCCUUGUUCAGAUAGAGGAAGGUUCUCUGCAAGGACUCUCAUCUGAACAGUUUGAGGACCUCAAACUUCGAGCUCGUAUACACCACGAAGAUUGUUUUGAAGUACCAUAG
Lithohypha guttulata is the source of this 1302-nucleotide messenger RNA. RefSeq lists its product as uncharacterized. The transcript has 2 exons. The record is from RefSeq and is a predicted model, not a curated record. NCBI's taxonomy places the organism in Eukaryota, Fungi, Ascomycota, Eurotiomycetes, Chaetothyriales, Trichomeriaceae. Bases 1 to 1302 code for a protein of 433 amino acids.